Molecule: messenger RNA, 1821 nt
Organism: Tripterygium wilfordii
Lineage: Eukaryota; Viridiplantae; Streptophyta; Magnoliopsida; Celastrales; Celastraceae
Product: serine/threonine-protein kinase Nek6
Exons: 14
Coding region: 206-1717 (503 amino acids)
Biological process (GO): protein phosphorylation
Molecular function (GO): protein kinase activity; ATP binding
Source: RefSeq, a predicted model, not a curated record
UCCUUUUUUUUGAAAUUUAAAAUUUGCAUCAUUACCUGGUUGCUUCCUUUCUUUCCUUCAAUCCAUGUCACAGUUUUCUUGAGCAUUUGACAGGCCCCAAGAAUUCUUCUUGGAUGUGCUUUUCUGGGUAAUCUUUGUAAAUAUAUUUAACAGCAGAGCUCAGUAGCUGCCAGUAACUGAGGAACUUCUUCUGGUCUUGAGUUUUAUGGAUCAGAUGGAGACAAAGAAGGAUGAACCAAUACCAUCAAAAAUGGAUGAUUAUGAAGUGAUAGAGCAGAUAGGGAGAGGAGCAUUUGGAGCUGCAUUUCUGGUUCUACAUAAGAUUGAGAACAGAAGGUAUGUCUUGAAGAAGAUUCGUUUGGCUAAACAAACAGAGAAGUUAAAGAAGACAGCACAUCAAGAGAUGAAUUUGAUAGCAACACUAAAGAACCCAUAUAUUCUGGAGUAUAAAGAUGGGUGGGUGGAAAAGGACUGCUAUAUUUGCAUUGUGACAUCUUACUGUGAGGGAGGAGAUAUGGCUGAGAUGAUCAAGAAAGCUAGAGGGAAACUUGUUCCAGAAGAGAAGCUCUGCAAAUGGCUGACCCAGCUAUUACUAGCCGUGGACUACCUGCACUCCAAUCGGGUCCUUCACAGAGAUCUAAAAUGCUCCAAUAUAUUCCUUACGAAAGACAACGACAUUCGACUAGGUGACUUCGGACUUGCAAAAUUGCUCAGCAAAGAUGAGCUUGCUUCCUCGGUUGUGGGAACUCCAAACUAUAUGUGUCCAGAGCUUCUUGCGGAUAUACCCUAUGGUUACAAAUCAGAUAUAUGGUCUUUAGGAUGUUGCAUGUUUGAGAUAGCAGCACAUCAACCUGCAUUUAGAGCAACUGACAUGUCCGGUCUCAUAAACAAAAUCAACCGUUCCACCAUUUCUCCACUCCCCACUGCCUAUUCAUCUUCAUUAAAAAGACUAAUCAAGAGCAUGCUAAGAAAGAACCCAGAGCAUAGACCCACAGCCGCAGAGUUGCUGAGGCAUCCCCAUAUACAGACAUAUCUUGCUCAGUGCCAAAACAUAUCCUCAGUCUUUCUCCCUGUAAAGUCCGGACACAAAAGCAAUGGUGAACCAAAAGGGGCUAGACCAUCCAGCAAGUUCAGCAAUGGCAAGGAUGCAAAAGUUGGAAAAUCAAGCCCAUCAUCAAGUCCUGAAAGUGUACGAGCAAAUACUUCCAGCAGCAGCUCGGGACAAGCCCGAAGUGUCAAAACAGAAUCCAGUAUAAAAGCCAAGACGGAAGAGAUGAAGAAGAAUAGCAAACAAGAUCACAAGCCACCCAGAAGCAGUUUAGAGACAACAGAGAAUCCCACAACAGAGACAAAAACCGCUUCCAUCACAAACACAGUAUUGGCAAGUAAAACCACACUAGCAGGGAAAGAAAAUAAAGAAAUCAAUGGAGGCUCCAGUGACAUGUCAUCAAUGAGUACAUUGACAUUGCUACUUGGUAAUAAUGAGACAAAGAUUCAAUGGGAUUUUCACAGCCUUCAAAGAGCAGAAGCACUGGAAUCACUGCUGGAGAUAUGUGCCAAUUUGCUUAGACAGGAGAAGUUUGAGGAAUUGGCAGGAGUAUUGAGACCAUUCAGUGAAGAAGUGGUGUCAUCAAGGGAAACUGCAAUUUGGUUGACAAAGAGCCUAAUGAAUCUCCAAAAUAAUGGUGCUCAAGGUGACCAAUUUAAAUUCUUAUAAGAGUGAUCUUUAGUAAUGCCAAUUAUGUAAAGUUUAUUGCAUUUGUGUAUUGAUUGAUCUUUUCAAUCCUCAAUCAUCAUUCUUAGAAUCUUAGUCCUACUAAA